GAGAGGCUCGUUUCGUCGCGGCGCACACUCGGGCGCAGUUUCGCCCCGACUGUAAGCGAGAGCGGCUGACGCGAGCGACAUAGCGAGCGGGAGAGAGAGAGAAAGAGCAAAAUUUUUGCAGCGCGCAAACGGUAGCAGCAGCUAAGUUGGUCUGUAUCAGAAUAUAUACACGGAACAGAGAUAUACACAACAAACGUACGUCACACACGGUUUUCCCCCCCCGCGUGCGAGUGCUUGCGACUACGAAGACGAAAAAAGCACACAGAGAGAGAGACAGCUUGACUCGGCAGUUUAGUUGUAUACAGAGAUAGAACUUUGAGCUUGGGGAACACAGCACACGCCCAGCAACAGCUGAUUGUCAUUGCAGCGUCCGGAAGCAAAAAAAAAAGAAUAAGAACAUCAUCGCCGCCCUCAAGAGCUGUCCAGGUCGACUCGAACAAGUGCAGCAUAACAAUAAUACGAAAAUUCUCCUCGUCGUGCUGCAAUUGUCGUCCGGCAGUUCUUUGCACAUGCAAAAGUAGCAGCAGCUCGAGCUGUAUCGAGGCCCCCCUCCUCGUGCGCGCACCCCUCCGACACCACAGUGUCAAGGCAUUGCUCCACGACAGAGAGAGAGAGAGAACCGCUAUACAUGCGAUAUGCAGCCAGAAAGUAUAAGUGAACCAGAAGCGAUGGCAAUAGAGCAGCAGCAGCCGCAGCCGAGCAGACCGACGCACCAACAGCAGCGAGUCUGAUCUCUCUCGACUCUCAAGUUCUCGCCGUCGUCUCUGCUGCAAAUUUUUCUGGACACACUACUCUACUGCUCUACUCUGCACUCUAUCGUCGGCUCUCAGUUGGGGAUAUUUUUGGAUAUAACACGCACACGAGAUACGAGAGAGGCGAAAUGAAGAGACCUCGGCAGUGUCCUCGGCUUGCAUGUUGAAGAGUGAGCGACGACAGACGACGUCGUGCCUGUUGCGCAAGAGCAAGAAACUUCGACUCCGCGAGUAUCCACCCAACUCGGUCCUUAUGGUAGGUGAGGGUCGACCGAGCGGCGAUUCACCCGGCGAGAUUCAAGGGCUGAAGGGCUGGCCCCGACGCUGGAGUCAGUCGUCCACCAGCAAUACGUACAUUUAGAAGACGAGCACUUGGCAAAGCUUGCGCGCAGCUUCCCUUCCCCCCCUCUUCUGGAAAUUAAUACCGCGUGUAUAGGAGGAAGUCGGAGCUGAGUCAUGGCUGACAGAAAUCGGAACUUUUUGCGCGACAGCGUGACCGAACGCCAGGCUCUGAACAAAGCCGCCUCGAACAAUAAUAACCUGCAGUCGGCGGCGAGUAGCGAGCAGCAGCAGCAGCAAUCGGUGCAGUCGCCACCUAAGAAGAAGGAGGGCAUCUACGCCAAAAAGGACAACAGUAACUACCAGAGAUUCGUAGAUUACUCCAAGGACACGGCUUACGCCGAUUACGAUGAGUCCGCCGUCCCCGUUGGGGUCGAGAAAAAGGGCCCGGCGCCCUUGGUCGGCUGGCAGAACGGCAGCCCGACCGUAUUACCCAGCUCGCCGGAGGACAACAACAGACCACAGCAGCAAGUACAGCAACAGCAAGCGAAGAAACUAAUGGAGACGCCGUCGGAGAGCUCGGGCAUCGGCAGGGACGACGAGGACGAGGAGGACGACGACAACACGGAGAACUUGAGCAGUAUCGCGGACGAGCGCGCGGUGCCCUCGACCCCUGGCCUCACCAUCGACAAGAGCCUCGAGUCCUUCUCCCAGGACGCGGAUCUGUCGCUGACGACCUCGAGCCCGGGCUCCGAGCAGGAGUUCGAGCUCAAUAAGAGGCGACGCUCGUCCAUCAGCGAAGAAACUUUGACCAGCCCGACGACGACCAAUCGGAACGUCAAUCGUAAAUUAGACUUGAAUUUGGACAAUAGGCCGGUGCAGCAAAGCUCACCGCAGCAGGGCAUACUGCUGAAGCGCCAGUACUCCGAGUCCGCGGACUCGAGGGCCGCCACCGACCUGGAGAGGCUGGAGAAGAGCCGACUGGCGAGUUUCGAGAAGGACUCGAUCGACGGCUCCAGCACCAUGCUCGAGGUCUACGACGAAGAGGAGGACGACGAGGUGUCGAGAGCCGACGGCGGCAAGGGUGGCAAGAAGAAGAAGCCCCGUAUCCCCGACGGCGGCUGGGGCUGGAUCGUCGUGCUCUCCUCCCUCGUCAUCUCCAUGAUCGCCGACGGCGUCUCCUUCAGCUUCGGCCUGCUCUACAUCGAAUUUUUACACGAGUUCGAGGCGAGCAAGUCCACCACGGCGUGGAUCGGCUCGCUCUUCAUGGCCGUGCCCCUUUUAUCCGGCCCGGUGAUGUCGGCCCUCGUCGAUCGCUACGGCUGUCGUCGCAUGACCAUCUGCGGGGGCCUCAUCGCCGGCACCGGCUUCGUCCUGAGCUCGUACGCGCGCUCCAUCGUCGUCAUGUACAUGACCUUCGGCGUGAUCGCGGGCCUGGGUCUGGGACUGUGCUACGUCACCGCGGUCGUGAGCAUCGCCUUCUGGUUCGACAAGAAGCGCACCCUGGCCGUGGGCUUGGGUGCUUGCGGCACUGGUAUCGGUACAUUCGUUUACGCCCCCAUGACCACGUUCUUCAUCGAGGAGUACGGCUGGCGCGGCUGCGUGCUCCUCCUCGCGGGCACCUUCUUCAACAUGAUCGUCUGUGGCACGGUGAUGCGCGACCCCGAGUGGUGGGUGCAGGAGCAGAGGCAGCAGCACCAGCUGCAGUCGUCGCCGCGGAAGGGCCGAGACGGCGGCAGCGAGAUUGCCGAUCGCAGCCGGGCCAGUCCCUGCGAUCCCGCCGAGGACUUCCCCGGCGUGGACGAGCUGCGCCGGCUGAUGAAGAGCGGACAGGCGCCCGAGUAUCUGCUGCAGAACCUGAGGACGAGCACCGAGGCGAGGAUCACUGGUGGCGGCAAUCCGGCGGCCUUCAGGAGCGUCGUCAAUCUGCCGACUUUCGUGAAGCAGAGCGAGAAGGUGCCGAUGGAAGUUUUGGAGUCCUUGUCGUCCAACUCGCGCCUCUACAACGUCAUACUGGAGAACUAUCCGAGCCUGCUGCUCUGCCGGAGCUCGUCGGACAAGAAGCUGGACGGGCCCAACGUCGAGGACAACAAGAGCGGCGUCACCAUGUCCAUGAGGUUACAGCACUGGCUGAAAAAAGCAAGGGAUAAGACCAAGCAGCAGCAGCAGCAACAGCAACCACAGCAGCCACAGUCGCAGACACAGACACAGCCACAGACACCCACAACAGCAGUACCAGCAGCACCACCAACUGCGACUCAAUCGAGAGCCGGCUCGAUUCACGCGUCGUCCAAGGUCCUAGCCACGCGUAGAAUGUCAAGGAAAGACUUGGAAGAGAUGAAUCCUUUAUUGGCCAAGGAAGUCGCUCAAGCCAUCGCCGAGGCCGAGCGAGCCAAGUCGACGUCGAGGCAUCACGUACCCGGCUGCGGCAACGGCGUCGUGCGCACGGACUCUCUACCCUGGCUGCGACGUCAAUUCAGCACCAACACGCACUACUUCAAGGACAUCAGGGUGCACCGUAACUCGGUCAUGUAUCGCGGCGCCGUGCUCAAUCUGCACAAGUACCGGCUCAGGGCCAGCAGCUGUCCCAACAUCUAUCGCAACAGCAUGACGACCUUGGCCAUCGAGAACGAGGAGAAGUGGUACAGCGAACUGGUCGAUCUGCUCAAGGGCAUGAUGGACUUUUCGAUGUUCUCAGAGCUGCACUUCCUCCUGCUCUCGUUAUCGACAAUACUGCUCUUCACCUGGUUCAUCGUGCCUUAUUUCUACCUCGCCGAACACUUGACCAGGCAGGGCUAUCCCGAGUCCAAGGCCGCCAAUCUACUCAGCUACAUCGGCAUCACCAAUACCAUUGGCAUGAUCGGACUCGGCUGGGCAGGCGACCAGCCCUGGAUGAACGUCACCAAGACGUACACGUGCUGCCUGAUCGCCUGCGGCAUCUCCACCAUCCUCAUGCCGGUCUUCACCCACAAUCAUUACGCCCUGAUCGUCACCUCGUGCUGCUUCGGCCUGUUCUUCGCCAGCAACUUCAGCUUCACCCCGGUGAUCCUCGUGGAGAUCAUCCCCCUCGAGCGCUUCACCACGGCCUACGGCCUCAGUCUGCUCUGCCAGGGUAUCGGCAAUCUUCUGGGACCACCGCUGGCCGGCUGGAUCUUCGACAUGACCGGCAGGUGGGAUCUCAGCUUCGUCAUGGCCGGCGGCUGGAUCAUCGUCAGCGGCAUGCUCAUGAGCAUCAUACCCUACACGAAGAACCGCAAGAUCUGGGGCAGCGGCCCGGUCGAGUGCGAGAAGGAGCGACAGAGCUACACCUACAGCAGCGACAAUUGCGUCGCUUAAGCGCCUGGCGUAUACACUCAUCAUUAUUAUUAUCAUAUACCAGCUUUUCGCGGGAUCUUCAAGUUUUAAUUGCGAGUGGCAUUAUUUGUGCUGAUCUUUAUACCUGAACUCGAUGUACUUAAUAAAUGCGGGCGAUACUUAUUAUGCGCUGCUCGACCAUAACGAGCUCGCGAUCAAAUGUAUGGCAACUAUGUUUACCGUUUAUUUUUCUAUAUACGCGAGCGCGUGAGAAAAAUUCGUGAAGCAAUUUUUCGUUUCUCUCUCUCGAAUAAUAUUGUCGUAACGCGAAGAAGGUCGCGUGUUGAAACGCCCUUCAGCAAAAUGAACUAAUAAUAUUUUCAAGUCUUCCAAAACUACUGAAAAAAAGAAGUUCAUUGAAUUUGUACUUACUGCAAAAUGUAUACAAACUUUAAAGUAUAGCGGCAUUGUGACCUGGGAAUUUUUGAGACACUUGAAUUUAUUUGAACAAAAAAAAAAUGGAGAAAAAGAAAAUUGAACAAAAAAAAAUGAAGUACACAUUGAAAAUUGUAAUACCGGUGGAGUUUAUAAACCACCGCACUCGUAGACUAAACUUUUUUAUGUUAUUAUACAUUGUUUGUGUUCAUUAAUUUAUACACGAAAUUUGUUGUAUACGAUACAACUUGAAAAUUUAGUGUCGAAAUUCGACAAAAGAGGCGUUAAUUUUCUUGAAGAAAAAAGAAAUCAGUAUUUCGUAAUUAAUUAUCAAUUUUGCAAAGAGCGUAAAAGUGUAGCUUUACGUAUAAAGAUCAUUAUAUACUUGUAAAUAGCAAACUGACAAAUGAUUCGAACAAUAUGUAAAUCUUCUAAAAUAAAACAAAAAACAAACUAA
Molecule: messenger RNA, 5217 nt
Organism: Trichogramma pretiosum
Lineage: Eukaryota; Metazoa; Arthropoda; Insecta; Hymenoptera; Trichogrammatidae
Exons: 8
Coding region: 1209-4367 (1052 amino acids)
Biological process (GO): monocarboxylic acid transport; transmembrane transport
Molecular function (GO): monocarboxylic acid transmembrane transporter activity
Source: RefSeq, a predicted model, not a curated record